CGGGCAGGGACACGGGCAGGGACACGGGGACGGACACGGGGACGAAGCCGCUCCCGCCGCCCGGGGGGGCGCCCCCCGCGCUCAAGCCCAAUUAUGGCCGCGCGCGGGGCUCGCGCGCCGCCGGGCCAAUCAGACGAAGCGCCGCGGCCGCGCGCGCUGUCCCGUGACCGCGCGCCCCCGCAGGCGGGGCGGGCCCGCAGCGCGCGGCGACAGCGGCGACAGCGGCGACAGCGGCGACAGCGGCGACAGCGGCGACAGCGGCGACAGCGGCGACAGCGGCGACAGCGGCGACAGCGGCGCGGCAGGGAUGGCGCGGAGCGGCGCGGCGCUCGGCAGGGCGCUGGCCGGAGGGGCCGCCGCCAGGCACUUGGCUUCUUGUGGCAUUCUGAUGACCAGAACUUCUCCUUUGCAAGUACCUGUAGUGAGCCAUACUUUUUCAAGAAAUUUCUUCAAUGUUGCUGCACCACUAAUAAAUAAAAGAAAAGAAUACUCUGAAAGAAGAAUUAUAGGGUAUUCCAUGCAGGAAAUGUAUGAAGUUGUUGCUGUUGUGGAGAAUUACAAGCUCUUUGUUCCUUGGUGUAAAAAGUCAGACAUACUGUCAAAGCGCUCUGGAUACUGCAAAGCACAGCUAGAAAUAGGAUUUCCUCCUGUAGUAGAGAGAUACACAUCAAUUGUAACCCUAGUGAGACCACAUUUAGUUAAGGCAUCAUGCACAGAUGGAAAACUCUUUAAUCACUUGGAAACAGUGUGGCGUUUGAGCCCUGGUAUCCCUGGUUAUCCAAGGACGUGUACAUUGGAUUUUUCAAUUUCUUUUGAAUUUCGUUCACUUCUACACUCCAAUCUCGCUACACUAUUUUUUGAUGAAGUUGUAAAGCAGAUGGUUGCUGCCUUUGAAAGAAGAGCAUCCAAACUCCAUGGCCCAGAAACCAGCAUCCCCCGGGAGUUGAUGCUGCAUGAAGUUCACCAGACGUAAAGGGAAACUGUAACAAGCUCAGCUAUAAACUUGUUCCUACACUUCAUUUUACAAAGUACCAUGCUCCUCCUUUGGGGCAUCUAUUUCUUAUCUGAGCUGGGGGUGUGAUCCUCCCCUGUGCCAAACACACCUGCUCAGCCAGACACGUACAGAACGUUCAAAAGCCGCAGUCAAGUGCAGCUCAAAGCCUUAUCAGUAACAGACACCUGGCAGCUCCUGGAGCCCAGGCUAGCUCAGGCUGCCGUUUAACGGCUCCUGGAAUCAGGGCCCAAGCUCUGCCUCAGCCCCUGGGGGUUCCAGCACUGUAACACAUUAACUCGGCUUUGUGGGAACGCAGCUUCACAGCAUCCACUCACCAGCUCUGCCUAAGCAGAGCCAACUGACACUGCCUUCCCAGAGAAUGGCAGUCUGGCAACCUGAGGAGUGGUGCUUUUAAUCCUAAUGAACAGCAAAGCUAAGUCAGGGGUCUCCAGCUGCUCCAGGAACAGCAACUGCUCUAGAACUCCCCUCAUUUUCAGGGAUGAAACGCGUAAGGAGUACUAAUUGGAGUGCAGCAGUCUCAGGUAUAGCCAGUGGUUCCCAGUGGACCCGUCUGAAAUUUGUAGUACAUAUGGCAGGCUGAACUUGCUCCUUGGCACUCCUUCCCUGUUACACAUUGCACUUUGGUUACCUCCAUCUCAUCUAAUGCAAACAGAACACUAAAGCAAGUGUUACCUCUGAGAAACAGGUACCAAUGCUGCCCUACCUGGAAGCAGGGAACAAGAGGCCCUGUGCUUCCUGCAGACAAGCACAGCCAAGGCCAGCUGUCAUCAUAAAUCAUACAAGAGAGCACUAAACCCUCAUGCUUUGAGGUUUUCCAGUACCAUACUCCCACUGUGAUAAUACCAUCUUGAUAAAAUACAUGUUUAGUGCUUCUAUUCCUGAAACUCUCUUCCUGAAAGUCUCUAAAGAAACCAAAAGAAGAGGUUUGAACAGAUUCUAAAUACUUCCUUUAUGCUGCCUCACAUUACCAAGCUUCAGGCUAGGUGCUGAAGCUGGUCCUUUCUCUGCAGCAGAUGUAAUCCAUAUGGUUACUACAUGACAGGAUAUUAAAUAACAUAGAAAGGUAUGUUUCAAAAUAAAGACAGCCCUGAAACAG
Prinia subflava (tawny-flanked prinia) is the source of this 2111-nucleotide messenger RNA. It is a transcript of the gene COQ10B, whose product is annotated as coenzyme Q10B. Gene Ontology annotation, cellular component: mitochondrion. Gene Ontology annotation, molecular function: ubiquinone binding. The record is from RefSeq and is a predicted model, not a curated record. Bases 308 to 973 code for a protein of 221 amino acids. The transcript has 5 exons. NCBI's taxonomy places the organism in Eukaryota, Metazoa, Chordata, Aves, Passeriformes, Cisticolidae. Gene Ontology annotation, biological process: cellular respiration; ubiquinone biosynthetic process.